CCUACCGUUGAUGUUUUCUAAAUCGAUGCUCAUCCCUAGGACUGCGACUGUUAUAUCUGGCCAAACUGUCAAAAGUAUGUACUCUGACUUGGUUUUCGUCGGGGUUUAUUUUCGUCCUGAGGUGUUGUGUCAUUGGGCUGGUUUGGGUUGCGGUAUGCCGUUGGAAGAAACUCAUGUGAAUUUUGUCGGCUGACGAUCUGGCAUUGUCACGACAUCGAAAUGGAAAAUGACGAGGACUACGAGCCAAUUUUGGAGGGAAGUGCGCUUUAUAUGCACCUAAAAGAAGUUAAUUUUGAUGGAAUGGUUGAGACAUUUUCUGCAAAGAAGGAGGUUCUCAAGUCAAACUUCAAUAAAAUUGAUGACUAUGAAGGAAUGGAGCUCUCUAUCCCACAGGAGAAUUACGAAUUAACCAAUUUGCUUCUACAUAGUAACUUGAUGCUUGAAGAAGAUGCAGCUUAUUUAUAUUCACUUGUCUCUACCCUCCAAAUAAAACAGUGUCUACCUAGAUGGAAACCAAUGAUUAUACCAGGUGGUAUACUGACGGUGGCUUGCUUGGCUUACUUAAAAAUGAGGCAAAGAGUUCUUAUGCUUCCAGUGAUAUUAGGUUCCAUUACAGGAUCAUUAAUUUAUCUCAAACAUAUAUACACCCGCAAACAAAAACUAAAAAGGCUAACCAAACUUCUAUCAACAUUAAAUUCUGUUCUUUAUUAUAUUAAAAAGAAUAUUAAACAGACACGAGAAUUGGGUGCGAAUAUAGUCACAAUGGAGUUCACAAGUGCAAAGGAUGAUCCAGUUGCUGAAAUGUAUUAUGAACGUACCAGAGAGCAAAUAAUUUCAGUUAUGAAGGAUUUAACAUGUAAUAUCAUCAAUAUUAUAUUGGCAACGAGAAAAACAACCCUGUCUUUUGGGUCAAUCCUUUCAAAGUUUUCAGUUCUAAAUAUCCAACUGUUAUCUUCCUUGACCGAUGAGCAACUCGGUCUAAAGAAAUUCGAGCAUCCUACUGAUUACAAGGAUUCAUUAAAUAUUGAAUCUUUAGAUGUGCUGAAAAAUAUUUAUAUUUUAAUUCAAUCUGAAUAUCUAAAAAUGAUUGGGCUGUGUUUUACUUCUUUAGCAGAAUCUUCAAUCGACACAAUUUUUACAACUCUUGAUAAAGAUUUUCAAAAUUAUUUUGUGAUAUUAGAAAAAAUGAAACUUCAAUAUAAUUGUAGUUUUCUGCCUAAACGAUUGACUAAAGAAUUGAACAUUAAAUCCAAAAAAUUAGCUGAUGGAUGCCAAAAGUUGAAAAUUUUCAAUUCCUUAUUAAGUGCCUUAAUAUUAGAAUCAGAUAAUCUUGAAUCGUAUUUAGAAAAAUAUCCUGAAACAAGUAAUAGUGAUGUUCAAGCAAGUGUAUGCCAGAUAGACAAAAAAUUAAACGACUGCACAGAAUAUUUUAAAGAAGUGAGCAACCAUUUUCAAAGAUCGAAAUGUGUUAAUAAAUUGCAAGAACCUUCUGAACCGAGCAUUUUGCAAAAAAAUGAAGCAAACGAUACAAAAAUUAUACAAUUAGGCUAUUCUGAUUUUUCGGUACGCGAUGUCGAUAAAGUUUAUUUAUGUGUUAGUGAAGAGCGUGAGGAAAACGACGUAGAUUGUUCAAAUGAUAAUCCCGAUGAUGAUAAUUCACCCCAGCUCCCAGUUUUUGUUUUAUCUGAGCUAAAACAGGCGUUAACAGUGAAGAAAGUCGAAUUUCAACAACGAGAACUCGAAGCAGCACAGCGAAAUAAUAUGAAUGAUGAAUACGCUCAAUUUUUAUGUGAUGAAAAUCCUAUUUUAAAUAAAUCAUCUCAAAGUGCCAAUAAUAGGAAACAAAAAACCAAUGAAAACCUGUCGACUGAAUCAAAUCUCAAUUCAAAUGUUCCAGCAUAUUCAAAUGGAGCAAUGUCCUUUCAAAAAAUGGUCGCCUUGAAAGCUGUAAAUACUUCAUUAGCGUGGAAUAACUGUCAAGAUGAAGUAAUUUACGAUGAAAAUAAGAGUGAAGAAUAUGAAGACUGCGAAUAAUGAUGAUUAAUCAAUUACAAUUUUAUACUUUUAUGUCUUAUUAAAUUUAUAUACUGUAAAGAAUAAUAAAAUAUAAGUGAAUCAGAUUAAUUAAAUGUCAAAAGUUACACUAUUGUAAGAUUGCAAGAAAAAUGGUUUUAUAAAAAUUAUUUAUCUAGUCAUAAUGUUUACCAUUAUUGUUUAACAAGUCAACAAUAAAUAUUUUGAUACAUUUUUGUUUGAUAAGCUAAAUAUAUUGGGGUGAGUCAAUAAAAAUGACCUUUUUCAAUUU
This is a messenger RNA of Cimex lectularius (bed bug), 2305 nucleotides long. RefSeq lists its product as uncharacterized. The coding region runs from base 220 to 2034 and encodes 604 amino acids. The transcript is spliced from 6 exons. The record is from RefSeq and is a predicted model, not a curated record. Lineage: Eukaryota; Metazoa; Arthropoda; Insecta; Hemiptera; Cimicidae.